Cotesia congregata is the source of this 2271-nucleotide messenger RNA. The record is from the annotation of a GenBank genome assembly. Lineage: Eukaryota; Metazoa; Arthropoda; Insecta; Hymenoptera; Braconidae.
AUGCGUUGGCCACUAGUGUUUAUUCUGUUGUCAUUUAUUGUUGCCGCAACAAUCGCCUCCGAUGAUAAAAUUGACAACGAGAUUGAUGUCGAUGAAGAUGAACUUCUCUAUAAAAAAUCUGAAGAUCAAGAACAAGUUGAGGAAGAAAUCACUGGAGAUAAUGAUGAUGUUGAUUUAAAAUCUAAUGAUGGUAAUAUCAAUUACGAGGGACAUAAUUUCGAUGAUGACCAAGAAGAUGAUGAACGUGAUGCUGUGAUCGUUGAAGCUGAGUGGAAGGCUGCUGAAACUAAUGAUGAUUUUAGAGAAAUUAAACUGGAAGAAGCUUAUGAGCGUGCUGUGCAAAGUUAUUUGGAUGAUAAUUAUGAAAAAUGUAUAGUGGAAUUUAAUCUUGUUAUUCAAAGAUAUAAAGAGUACAAAAACGCGGUAAUUAAUUGCCGGAAAAAAUGUCGGGACAGUGUAUCGUACUUUACACCAAUAUUUUUUGAAAACAUUGAAGAUUUGCAUUUCUACGAAAAAAAAGUCAGAGAAACGCUCUGUCUUUUGAGAUGCAAUCAGGAUUAUCGGGAUGUAGCAGGAAGUCAGGCUCUCAAACGUUUGCCGGCGAGUAUUGAGCAGAAGAUAAUUGACUUGAAGCCAUAUGAGUAUCUUCAUAUUUGUUAUUAUCAGAGAAGCCGCUACCAGGAAGCAGCGAACGCAGUUUUUACUUAUCUAGCUCAGCAUGCAGAUCAUAAAAUGAGUAUAGACAAUCUUCGAUAUUAUUUAUCGCUUCCUGAAGUUAAAGAAACUGAAGUUUCAAAUCUUGAAGCUGCAGAGUUUAUAAAAUUUUACGUCGAAGGAGUGAAAGCUUACGAGGAAGAAUACUUUGAAGAAGCGAUAGAAAAUCUUGAAAAAUCGCUAAGAUUUUACUUGAAGGCCGAAGAAGAUUGCAGGAUAAAUGGAGAUUAUCAAAAAGAUUUACUAGCAAGUCACUAUAACUACUUGCAAUUCGCCUAUUACAAAACGGGCAACAUUAAAAAAACUUGUCAAGCAGUAGAAAGUUAUUUAUUAUUCUUCCCAGCAGAUGAAACUAUGAAUUACAACAAGGAAUAUUACAAAAAUUUGCCUAAAGUUCAAGAAGAAUAUUUUGAACCACGUCCAGAAGCUUUUGAGUAUGUUAAGCGCCAAGAAUAUGAAUUAAGAAUUCUUUCAUUUAUCUCUCAAGAAUUUUCAGCAAUCGACAUUAAACUGAACGAAAAAAAAAAAGACAAAAAGCAAGAAGAGGAGAAGUUGAUGGACCACCCGCCUCCGGGUCACUCACCUGCAGUACAAGCGAUAAUUAACAAUCAGUCUUUACUGUACGAGCGAGAAGAAACUGCAAGGCGGGAAUCACAAAUUUUAGAUUCGUUAGAAAACGUUAGAGUUGUUUUUAAUGAAAAAGAACUUAAUGGAACAUUUCGUUAUCUAGCUGAUGGAUUUGUCACUAAAUUGCAGUGUAAUUUACUUAUAAAAUUAGCUCAGAUGGCUGCAGUUGUAGGCGAUGGAUAUGAAAAUAAUAAAAGCCCGCAUUCAAAGUACGAACUCUUUGAAGGGCUUACUGUCGGAAGAGCAGCUUUGAUGGUUUACUUCGGUCUGUUGACUCCAGACUACUUAGAAUUAUUCCUAAAGUCAUCAGAAAAAGCUCGCAGUCAUGUGGAAAGGUAUUUCAAUCUUCACCAACACCUGUACUUUACUUACACUCACCUGGUCUGCCGUUCAGCUCUCCCCGGUUCGCCAGUGAACCAGCAAGUAUUCAGCCACGAUAUCCACGCAGACAACUGCCUGGCGAUUAAAGAAGGCGUCUGUCUGCACGAGAGUCCUGCAUACACCUGGCGAGAUUACUCUGCAAUCGUUUACCUGAACGACGACUUUGAAGGCGGAGAAUUUAUCUUCGCAGCGGAUCCCAAGGCAAUGAACAUUCAGAGUGUCGUUGAUCCGUACUGCGGGCGCAUGGUAGCGUUUUCUGGAGACGAGAAAAAUUUACAUGGCGUGAAAGGGGUUCACAGAGGCCAGAGAUGCGCUCUUGCUCUUUGGUUCACGCUAGAUAAGAGGUACGACGAGCUGGAGAGGAAACUAGCUUGGAUUAUUUUGGACAGAGUUAAAUUGAAAGGUCCUGUGAGUGAUGGUGUUCAAAAUAUGAGUAUUCCUCUGAAUUAUGAUAAUUUACUCAGCAAACGAUUUAAAGAAGAUGAUUUGUUGAAACUUUUAUUACAAAUUUCUAGACAUUAAGUCUUGUACUUCUUCUUUUUUGCAGUA